Malaya genurostris is the source of this 879-nucleotide messenger RNA. RefSeq names its product homeobox protein ceh-12-like. Lineage: Eukaryota; Metazoa; Arthropoda; Insecta; Diptera; Culicidae. Bases 1 to 879 code for a protein of 292 amino acids. The record is from RefSeq and is a predicted model, not a curated record. Gene Ontology annotation, cellular component: nucleus. The transcript has a single exon. Gene Ontology annotation, molecular function: RNA polymerase II cis-regulatory region sequence-specific DNA binding; DNA-binding transcription factor activity, RNA polymerase II-specific. Gene Ontology annotation, biological process: regulation of transcription by RNA polymerase II.
AUGUCUCGAUCAUUUUUGGUGGAUUCUCUUAUCAGUGAUAAACCGACACCGGUGAAAAAUAAUGUGUACAAUUACAGUCAGUUCACUCAGUUACCAGUGACUCCACCGGCUACAUUACCGUAUUCGGCUUGCUAUGUCGGGAGUUAUUUGUUCUCACUUGGAAUACAACAACAACAACAGCAACAGCAGCAACAACAACUGCAAUCUCAUCAGCUGCAUCUUCCUCUGUACCACCAACCACCGCCAGUGCCAGGACUUACUUUGGAUCUCUCACCUAAACUGUACCAACCUACGGAUGUACCUCCGCUGAAACUUUCGCCCAAAGAGGACUACUACCGCAAACUAUACCGCUGUGAGAAAACCCCGGAACGUUUCAUGCCUUACGCAUCACCACCCAGCAGUAAACGUUUGCCCACUGCUCCGGUAAGCAAAUCUUCAACACCAUCGCCAACCCCACUGGAUGCGGCCGCUUACGCUAUCGAUGACGAACUGUCCAGCAAACGCAUUCGUACCGCGUUCACCAGCACCCAACUGCUGGAACUGGAGCGGGAGUUCGCUUCGAAUAUGUACCUCACGAGGCUUCGUCGUAUCGAGAUUGCCACCCGUUUGCGUCUGUCCGAGAAACAGGUGAAAAUUUGGUUCCAAAACCGUCGCGUCAAGCGCAAGAAGGGAGAUGCUCCGAUCUGUACCGACAGUCCCGGUUCUUCUCCGUGCCGUGCACAAAGUCAAAAUCAAAAGUGCUGCUGCAAAGCUGCCGGUUGUGGAGCCAGUUCUGAUGGUGAGGAAAGCUCCGGCCAGGAUACGGAACAGAAACCAAAAUUGGAAGGCGGCCAAUUACUGCAGCAGCAUCCCUGGGAUUUCAGCAAAGGUUUCCAUUGA